Molecule: messenger RNA, 4126 nt
Organism: Scophthalmus maximus (turbot)
Lineage: Eukaryota; Metazoa; Chordata; Actinopteri; Pleuronectiformes; Scophthalmidae
Gene: st14
Product: suppressor of tumorigenicity 14 protein homolog
Exons: 19
Coding region: 185-2698 (837 amino acids)
Biological process (GO): proteolysis; acrosome reaction
Molecular function (GO): protein binding; serine-type endopeptidase activity
Source: RefSeq, a predicted model, not a curated record
CGUUUUCAGGUGUGUGAGCGCUCGACGAUCCAGGAAGUGACACGGUCAUUCGGGAUUUCGCGAACGCAAACUGUUUACUAUUUACUGUUUGUCUGAACACCGCACCGCAGGUCCACAAGAGGGUCCAGGUAAAACGGUUACAGACGAGGAGGGGUCUUGGCUCCUGUUGGACUCCAGCCGGAAGAUGCGCUCCGCCAGAGAGGACUACGACAGACGCAAUGGCCACCACGAGCGGAUCGACUUCCUGACCAGCAAAGAGAAGGCGUCGUCGAGGCGGAAGACCGGCAUCAUCAUCGGGGUUCUUGUGGCAUUCCUUAUCCUCGCAGCUGUUGCAGCGUUCCUCAUUUGGCUGUUUGUCUUUAAAGACGCUGAUUCAGGAGCCACCUUGAGUAAGAAGCUCAGCCCAUCAGUGCAGGUCUUCAGUGGGCAUAUGAAGCUGGCUGGUGAACCGUACGCCCAGGAACUGGAGGAUACAAACAGCAAGGAGUUCACGAAUCUGGCACGCAAGCUGCAGACGAUUCUGGAUGGAAACUACAAGAAAGAUCCAUUACUUGCAGAAUACUACACUAAAUCGGUGGUCACUGCUUUCAGUGAGGGUGUGAUCGCCUACUUCUGGUCCCAGUUUGAUAUUCCAGUCGAAGAGCUGGAGAUUGUGCCGGAGUUCUCAGAGGAGCGGGUGUUGGAGGCACUAGAGAACGGCCUGAAGGAGCAGCGCCUUGUCUCAUUGAAGAUCAUUGAAGUCACUGCCUCACUCACAGAUCCUCGCAUGGCCAGGAACCCGGGAGCCGAGGAGUGUUUCUACCACCUGGAGGCUGAGGAAACGGUGAAGAAGUUCUCCUCUCCGGGUUACCCCAGGGGCUACCCCCCCAAGUCUCGGUGUCAGUGGCAAAUCCGAGCCUCGGAGGACAAAGCCAUAUCUGUCACUUUCCCUUUUUUCCACAUCGAGGACGACUGCUCGGACGACUUUGUGUCCAUCUAUGACUCUUUGAGUCCAGAUGAUUCUCAGGCCAUCACGGAGAAGUGUGGUCAGAGGCCCCCCUCCAACCAUCUGGAGGUGGUGUCAUCCGGCAACAUCAUGCUGAUUAAUUUGAUAACGGACACCGAUGUCCAGAGGCCGGGCUUUGAGGCAGAGUACAGAGCCAUCCCCAUGUCACAAGUAAAAACCUGUGGCGGUGUCCUCUCUGAGAAAGCGGGAGUCUUCACCUCCCCACUUCACCCCAGCUUCUAUCCUCCUGCCGUGGACUGCAAGUGGACCAUCAAGGUCCCUGCUGGGAAUAAGGUGCGGGUGAAGUUCACCAUGUUCCGCAUGAAAGAGCCCGGGGUGGACAUCCGUGUGUGUCACAAAGACUAUGUGGAGGUUAUGGACACCAAGUAUUGCGGAGAAAUGUCCUCGUUGGCGCUGACCAGUGUCGGCAACAUCCUGGAAGUGCGCUUCCACUCCGACGAGUCCUUCACUGAUAAAGGCUUCAAUGCUGAGUACAGCGCAUUCGAUCCCGCAAACCCCUGUCCCAACCAGUUUGCUUGUGCCUCUGGCAUCUGCAUCAGCAAAGAUCUGAAGUGUGAUGGCUGGAAUGAUUGUGGCGAUAUGAGCGACGAGGUGAAGUGCAAUUGUGAAAAGGACCAGUUCUCUUGUGACAAUGGCUUGUGCAAACCCAAGCUCUGGGUGUGCGACCGCGUCAACGACUGCGGGGACGGGAGCGAUGAGAAAGCGUGCAGUUGUGAGGACAACGAGUGGCGUUGUGGGAAUGGCCAGUGUCUGCCCCAGGAUGUGGUGUGUGACAGCAAGAUGGACUGUGUCGACGGAAGCGACGAGGCCUCUUGUAAAUCAUCUCCGGGUGUCUGCUCUGACUUCAGCUUCAAGUGUAGGAACAGUGAAUGUGUCAACAAGGUGAAUGCUGAAUGUGACCACGUGAAGGACUGCUCGGAUAACUCAGACGAGGACCGCUGCAAUUGUGGCACCAGGCCUUACAAGCUGAACCGCAUCGUCGGAGGGCAGAACGCUGAGCUGGGGGAGUGGCCCUGGCAGGUCAGCCUUCACUUUCUGACCAAUGGGCAUGUCUGCGGUGCCUCCAUCAUCUCUAAUCGGUGGAUCCUCUCGGCUGCCCACUGCUUCGUCACCAGCGACCCAGCGUACCAUGUUGCAUCCAACUGGCAGACCUACAGUGGCAUGCAGGACCAGUACAAGCAGGAUGGUGUACAGCGCCGCCCGCUGAAGAGGAUCAUCUCCCACCCAGAUUACAACCAGAUGACCUUUGACUAUGACAUUGCACUGCUGGAGCUCACUGAGCCGCUGCAGUUCAAUAACACCGUCCAACCCAUCUGCCUACCGUCUUCCUCCCACGUCUUCCCUGCAGGCAUGGCCUGCUGGGUCACAGGCUGGGGCGCGCUCCGUGAAGGAGGUCAGAAGUCGCAGCUGCUGCAGAAGGCAUCGGUGAAAAUCAUCAACGACACGGUGUGUAACGUGGUCACCGAGGGCCAGGUCACCUCCAGGAUGCUCUGCAGUGGGUUCUUAGCAGGAGGAGUCGACGCAUGCCAGGGAGACUCUGGAGGCCCCCUGGUGUGUUUUGAGGAGAGUGGGAAGUGGUUUCAGGCCGGCAUCGUGAGCUGGGGUGAGGGCUGCGCUCGUCGGAACAAGCCCGGCGUCUACUCACGUGUCACCAAGCUGAGAGAGUGGAUCAAGAAGGAGACGGAGAUUUGAUGAUGCUGUAAGGAACGGGGGGGGGGGGGGGUGAGCAGGGAACAACGUCAGAGUGCUAAAAAUAAUGGAGAAGGAACAUUUGGGUCUGAUUCAGGACUUUAAGUCUCUCCAGGAUGUGUUCAUUUAGCAGCAGGAUCAGGAUACUCCUCCAUGGACCCAGCUCCUCACAUCAGUGACUCAGAGCACUUUAUUUGCUCGCCAACCCCCUUUUCAACCACAGCGACCCACACACUCUGUAUAGUUUUUAAAGGUGUAAAUCUGUGCAGUGCCUUUUACCCCCAUCAAUCAUGACAUGUUCCACUGGUGAACACACCCCGAGUACAAAUAAUGAAAUAUGUAUAUUGUGCGAAUCAUUUUCCCAGUAUUUGGAAAAUGCAACAUUGUAAUGCAGAAUUUGAAUUUGUGUUUCAGAAAAGUCCCCCUAUGCAAACAUAAUUGUAUUUUUAAGAAUUUUUUUAAGUAUUAUGUAUUUCUAAAAAGGUAAGACGACUUCAUCGUCUGGCUGCAGCGGAUUUUUUGCACUUUGCCAAUGAGCUCAUGCUCUAAAUUUGUUGUUUUUUUGUUAUCCUAUAUCUAAAAGGACUGUAAUGCUUGUUUCAGUCUGUUAGCUGCAAAACACUCUUCCAUCAUAGCUGACCAUUUUUCAGAGCAUAACAUAGGUCGUUCAACUGAUUUUUAUCUGCCAGGGAGUGAUUACUCUGUUUUUAGCCCUACUUGAAACAACAGUUGUAUUACUACAGCGUGUGAUGACCACAGGAGUUUAACAAAACAAAACACACCAAAAAAAACAACCCGUCAGUAAAGUUAAGUAUAUCUGAUUUGUAGCUGUUAGCCUAAAAUAGGAAAAACUCCUACAUGGUCCCUGGGAAAUUCUGAUCUGAGACAGGAUUGAUGUUUAAGUUCUUUUAAAUAGCUGUUGAUCUAAAUGUGAAUCUAUCCGGGGCCAUAGAUCCUUAUUUUUUUAUGACCCUUUUACAGAUACUGUUGCCCAGGUCACCAGUUAAGCUCUGGGUGAUUGAAGUCUUUACUGGCCGACACCCGAGGGCCACAGCGAAGCCACGUGCUUGUCACUAGUUGCCGGAGCAGUGCUAUGAGUUGUUAUUCCUGUGAGAGGUUUAAAUGAAAGAUUUAACUGGGUGGUUUAUUUUAGUCUGUUUUGCCUUCGUCUCUUGACUUAUCCUGGAGAUAUUACAGCCUGGAUAAGCAAACCAAAGAUGUGCCAAAGUAUUGUUAUACAGUUCAGAAGAAAAUUUUUGUUGGGAAUAUUGCUCGGUGGAUCUUUAUUAAUUCCACAGGGCGUUACAAUGUGUAUAUUUCAGAAAGUAAAAGACAACAUGCAAAAGAUAUUAUUCUGAGCACUGUUCUUUUUUGUGUGUUUCUACAUGUUUUUAUACAAAAGAGUAACAAUAAUAAACAUCUUUUAUCAGA